Cynoglossus semilaevis (tongue sole) is the source of this 1618-nucleotide messenger RNA. RefSeq names its product neurotensin (gene nts). The record is from RefSeq and is a predicted model, not a curated record. Gene Ontology annotation, molecular function: neuropeptide hormone activity. Gene Ontology annotation, cellular component: extracellular region. The coding region runs from base 74 to 523 and encodes 149 amino acids. Lineage: Eukaryota; Metazoa; Chordata; Actinopteri; Pleuronectiformes; Cynoglossidae. The transcript has 4 exons.
UCUUCAGUUAGUGUUUCUUUGCUCGUCUCCUCUCGUCGUCGUCGUCGUCGUCAUCAUCAUCAUCAUCAUCAUCAUGCAGGCACAGCUGGCGUGUGUGCUUCUCCUCUUCUUGACCUGCUGUGGACUUUGUGCAGAUGUGGACCCUGAGCAGCGAGCGAUAGAAGAAGAGCUGUUCAACAGUUUCCUUAAUUCUAUGACGACACAGAAUAAGCACAACGCCCCCUACAGGCGUGUGUCGCUGUCAAACCUGUGCAGGAUGAUGAGUGGGCUGAGGCAGGAAACGUGGAGUGGUGAGGAGCAGGAGGAGAACCUGCAGCUGAUGGAGGAACUGUCCAGCCUGCGACACAUCUGCAGAGCGCUGCAGAGCCGAGAGGAGAGGCUACUUCCCGACUCUGCAGAAUACCUGGAGGAGAACAGUGACAUUCCACUCAAGCGAAAAUCACCCUACAUCCUGAAGAGACAAGCGGUGCACAGCACCAAAUCCCGGAGGCCAUACAUCUUAAAACGGAAUACGCUUUACUGACAGCUCUUUCAGAGGCCAAAGGUCACGUGCGAGGGACCAGACCGUAUGCUGUCCUAACUGUGGAGGCGCUGUCACUGUUUCUUUUCUCUCCUUUCUUGUGGCUGCAACGUCUUGAUUAUAUUUCUUUACUUAGCUUUUUCAUUUUUUAAAAUAAAAUCUACACCACAGCUGUCCGUCCGUGCAGUGUUGAGGCCUGUUCUCUGUACUUUCUGUCCUCCAUAUUAAAGGUUCUUGAAAAUAAAAUCCUGAGCAUCAAACAAAAUCUGUGGUACUCCUCAGAAACUAUUUUUGUCCAGUUCUAUUUCUUCACGGCAGACAAAGUCAAACUCAGACUCAAUAAACGAUUCAUGAUACAAAACUGCUGAGGCGCAGCGUUUUAUUUUGCCUGAAGUUUCAUUUACAGGCCACACGUUUGACCGGAGCAGAGCAGAGCAGAGCAGAGCAGAUGACCAGGACACUGCAGCUCUGUGCUCUUUAAUCAGAAUCAUUUAAAAUCAGGGUUCCUUUGUGAUGCAGUAGAAAAGCUGAUCCCACUGAAUGACUGAUGUCACUGUAAACCUUAACAAGGCAAGCUGUACAAAAGAAGAUGACUGAAAAAUCUAUUUGUCUGACAACCUUAGAAUAAUUCAAAGAAUCCCACAGAGACAGGGAUUUUCCCUCUGCAGAUCAGUUUCUGUACAGAAGAAUUAAUCUGUUCACAGCCUGUGAUUCACAGGUAAAAUCUACCAAACUUUAUCACUUUACACACACACACACUCUACUAUUAUUAAGCCUUUCCUUAGAAAAAAAAAGAAUGCUGUGUUUGCCUGUUUCAUGCAGCAGAGGGCAGUAUUAUGACAUUUCAUCUAUCUAACGCUGGAGCUAAUAAGAAAAUAAAAUAAAAGGAUUGAUGGGUGUUUAAAACAUGUUCACUUUGACUAACUGAUGAAUAAACCGAACUCAACAAUUGUGUAUUUCAUAAGAAAGACAAGUUUGAAGCUUCCCUCGUGAAGUUUACAACUUUACAACAAAUAUAAACAAAACUGUACUGUUGGAGCAAGUGGUUCACAAAAUGAAGUUUUGGACUUUUAAACUAAUAGAAAACAGUCAAUUAAA